Spirometra erinaceieuropaei is the source of this 1314-nucleotide messenger RNA. NCBI's taxonomy places the organism in Eukaryota, Metazoa, Platyhelminthes, Cestoda, Diphyllobothriidea, Diphyllobothriidae. The record is from the annotation of a GenBank genome assembly.
AUGAUGGCCCCCGUCACGAAAGAUGGCGCAGACUCCGUGGCAUUUGCAGUGACCAAUGGAGUGAAGCAAGGCUGCGUAUUCGCUUCCACCCUCUUCAGCCUUGUGUUCUCUGCCAUGCUGAUCGACGCCUGCCGUGACGAGCGUCACGGUAUACGCACCACCUACAGCACUGACGGUCAUCCUCUCAACAGCAGGUGCAUGUAAGCCCCCACGCGACCAUCUACGACCACAGUCCACGACCUGCUCUUUGCCGACGACUGCGCGCCCAACACCUCGACCGAAGUGAACAUGCAACGAAGCAUGGACCUCUUCGCCGCCGGACGUGCCAAAUUCGACCCCACAGUCAUUACGGAAGAAACGGUGAGCAUGCGUUAACCAACACCGAACGCUGAAUACAACUCUCCUCAGAUCACUGUGAACGGUAACCAAUUCCAAACUGUGGAAAGCAUCGUCUAUCUAGGAAGCACACUCUAACGCAACACAAACUUCAACAGCUAGCUUGUCCGUCGGCUCACCAAAGCCAGCCAGGCCUUCAGCUGGCUAUAAGCAUUACUGCGGGACCGCCAUGGCUUUCAAUUGAAUCCAAACCGAAAAUGCACGAGGCCGUCGUCUUGACGACACUCCUGUACGGAGCGGAGAGCUGUACCACCUAUAAAAGCCAAGUCAGGAAGCUCAACCACUUCCAUCUCAACUGCCUUCACAGACUACUAAAGCUGAGAUGGCAGGACAGGAUCCCAGACACGGAGGUCGUAAAACAAACCGGAAUUCUCAGCGUCCUCGCCGUGCUGAGACAAUUGCAACUGCAACUGCGAUGGAGCAGCCAUCUGGUGGAAAUGGACGAAGCUCGCCUACCAAAACAACUCUUCUAACAGCCACGCGUUCCAGAAGACCGCUUAUUCGGUUGGCCUACGUACCCUGGUGUUGUUCAUCGUGUUUCUCAGGUACGCGGGGGAUGACUUCCUGUGGUGUACUGGGUAUAGUACAACCACAGGAGGGAACAUACAAGGGAACAUGGACCUUUUCGCCGAUGCCUGUCACAACUUCGGCCUGAUAAUCAACACUGAGAAAUCGGCGGCUCUGCACCGGCCACCACUCAACGCUGCCUACAAUGCACCUCACAUCGACGUCAACGGUUCCCAACUGCAAGCUGUCGACACUUACACCUACCUGGGCAGCACCCUCUCUUGCAGUAGUAAAAUCGACGAUGAGAUGGGACGCCGAAUCUCCAAAACAGCCAAGUCUUCGAUCGCCUUCAGAACAUUGUCUAGAAUUGUUGCUGUCUCCAACUCAGCAUCAAACUUAAAAUGUACAUAG